Molecule: messenger RNA, 894 nt
Organism: Dracunculus medinensis (Guinea worm)
Lineage: Eukaryota; Metazoa; Nematoda; Chromadorea; Rhabditida; Dracunculidae
Source: the annotation of a GenBank genome assembly
UUGCGUCACGUCACACGUCGUGAGCCAACAGAUCUUUUAAAAGCAUUAGCUGAAACUAUCGAUGUCGAUACAACAGCUCCACACUAUUCACUCAUCGAUGAUCCAGCAUUAAUUCCCACCAGUCAGCCAUCGAAACGAAAUUUUUAUCUUGCAAAGGAGAUGGGAAGAAAAAUAGCUCGUCAGCUUGCUGAAGAAUGGCCAACUUUAUUUAUGUACGAUUUAGACGAGCCAAGAUUGCCUGUUUUUCGACCCGAGAAACGUGCAGAUCCAGUAGAAAUUGAACCGACUAUUAAAAAUUUGCAAAAAUUUAUUGAAAAAAAGGAAGUGCUUAGUGCUAUUCAAUUAUAUGAAAGAAUGCGUUCUGUCAGCAUAGAAGUCUCGAAGUCUAUUCAGAUGGAUCUCUUUCGUAUGCUUGCUUACUAUAAUGAAUCUGAUAUACCGGACGCUGAAAUCGAAGAAUGGCACGGUGCUAGAAAUUUUGGAAAUUCUGAGAAAGAAUCAUCAGUUAAAUGGAAGGGUCAAAUAGCAGAACUAUUAUUCGAAGAACUCGAAUGUAGUGAUGAAACAUAUUCGAUAAUGAUCGCUGGGUUAUCCAAGUUUCCUACCAGUGCAUCGAUUUCGCGUGCCAAGCUACUUUUUGAUGAAAUGAAAAGUAAGCAAAUGAAGCCAAUGGUUGAAGCAUUUUGUGGAUUAAUUAGAAAUGCUGAUUCGUUGACUGAAGCCGAAAGUUACUUAAACUCGAUGGUUGAAAUGAGAGUUCGACCUACAAUAAUUAUUUUUAAUGAGCUGAUGACACUAGUCAAUAAAGUAAAAUAUUUUUAUAGAAAUUGUUUUAAUGCAAGUUUUUAUCGUUUUUAUCGUCUAUUUUAUUAUUUUUUAAAAUUAUUUAUUUAA